This is a messenger RNA of Morone saxatilis (striped sea-bass), 2107 nucleotides long. It is a transcript of the gene use1, whose product is annotated as unconventional SNARE in the ER 1 homolog (S. cerevisiae). Gene Ontology annotation, biological process: retrograde vesicle-mediated transport, Golgi to endoplasmic reticulum. NCBI's taxonomy places the organism in Eukaryota, Metazoa, Chordata, Actinopteri, Moronidae. The record is from RefSeq and is a predicted model, not a curated record. Gene Ontology annotation, molecular function: SNAP receptor activity. Gene Ontology annotation, cellular component: endoplasmic reticulum; SNARE complex.
ACGGUGUGUCAAGCUUCAAACAUGGCUUCUCGACUGGAAAUCAAUUUCAUCCGAUUAUUGUCCCGCUGUGAGUCCAUAGCGUCGGAGAAACGAGGAGAAACCGAAUGGAGACUAGAGAAGUCGUCACCAACAGAAAAAGCUUUAGCUAAUCAGUUCCUCGCUCCCGGGCGAACACCUACAAUAGCCAACGAGAGGAUGCCUGCCAGUAAAACCGUCCACAUGCAGACGAAGGCCCGCUGUACCGGAGAGAUGAGGGACGAGCUGCUCGGCACGGGGUUGUCAGGGAAAGGCACGUCAGAAACAGACUUGCGGAACCGAAGAGGUCUUCCUCUGGAUGAGCGUCAGUCUGCUGCAGAGCUUGAGGCCGUCCUGCAGCACCACCACAACCUGCAGGAGAAGCUCGCUGAGGACAUGCUCAACCUGGCCCGAAACCUGAAGAACAACACGCUGGCGGCACAGAACAUCAUCAAACAGGAUAACCAGACUCUGGGCCACUCGAUGCGUCAGGCAGACCUGAACUUUGAGAAGCUGAAGACGGAGUCGGAGCGAUUGGAGCAGCACACCAAGAAGUCCGUCAACUGGCUGCUGUGGCUGAUGCUCAUCCUGGUCUCCUUCACAUUUAUCAGCAUGAUCCUCUUCAUCAGAAUCUUCCCCAGACUCCGAUGAUGAGCGUCUACAAUCCUGAACUUUUAGUCCAACAUCCUCCUGUGUUUACAGAGCAGUAACUACAUAGGCCUCAUAGAUCUAUACAGCAUGUCUGUAUGUGUGAUACAGAUCAGUAGGGAUCACAACCAAAACAACUCAGUUUGAUGAACUGAAACAUUUGCACUUUUGAAACUGAAAUUCUUCCUCUUAACGGGAAAGUUUAAAAUGUGGUUUGAAGCAUCAGUAUUCCUUUUUUUUAAACAGGACAGAACGUGAAUCGAGGUGAAGAGCUUCUUGUUGGAGGGCUUUUGGGAGCAGCAACAUAGUCUUAAUACCCAGACAGCAGGGACUUAGCCUUAAUUAAUUUAAUCCCUCAUCAGGUAGGCUGCUAGCCAUUCAGUACAUGUAUGUACUUUCUCACGUAGUGAGACUAAAGUCAAAAUCGGCUUUUGUUAAACUUUUUUUUUCACCAUGUGUACAUCUGAAAGAGGUCAAGAACCGUCCACCAUCUACUGGAUAUUGUCCAUGGGUCCAGCAUUAUAUUGAAUUCAUUGAGUUUAAAAAAUCUGACUUAUAAAUAGCUGUGGAUGUGCUAGAAAAUGACUUUGACUGCCCCUGUUUGAACUUUUAUAAGCACUAUAUAUAUGUUUAAUAAUUGGUUUAUAACACUGUAACUUACCUAGCUAUAAGAAUGUCAUUAAGUGUUAAAAAUAAUUAUAAAUAACAAUUAUAAACAGUUAUAACUUCUCCUAUGAAGACAUAUUUUAUAUUAUCUGUUAAUACACCAUCCUCCAGUUCUGAGUGCCCGCAGGAGGAGUUAUAGUUAUUGGAAAAAUACAUUAAUAAACACUGUUUACAUCUACAUUAUAUGUAGAUUGUGUAAUUAUUAUUUAUUAAAUGUUUAUAUAGUGCUUAUAAAUGCUAAAUGAGGUGAUUCAAGUAAAGUGUUACUGUUUAACUAAAAUCAAACAUUAUUACAAAUUUCCAAACUGAUUUCAAGCAUCACUCUAAUUUUUCAUCUUCUGGUUGAGUUUUGGAAACAUUCAUCGUGCAGACGUGUCGAGCUUCGUGCUGUUAGGUGGUUUUUUUUUUUUUUUUUUUUUUUAGUUCACCAUCUGUCCCACAUCCUCAGUCCUGUUUAAUGUUUCUGAGUCUGUGUGUUUUAGUGGUUGAUUCAGGUGUUAAGAUUUGUUAUGUUGGUGAUGACUGCUGAUGUUAAUGAAGUAAGAAUUUGUUCUCAUUAAACGACUGUAACCCCUUAGAAACAUUCAUAUCAUUUAGAGCGGCAGUUGUGUGUGUGUGUGUGUUUGUGUAUAAGAUAGCAAGAAAGGAAUUCCAGAAAGUAUGAAGACGCUAAAUGAUCUCCUUUUAUCUGUUUUGGUAUAAUAACUGUGGGGACUUGUGUGUGUUGUGGGAGCUGUGUAUGACCUUUUUUCCUCAUAAACUAAAAUACCAAACUGCG